AUGGCGAAUUCAGUAGAAAGGGCGCUUCCACCUCUAGAUUUAACAGGGUCUUCCUCUCAGGUCGCGGAACGAUGGCGACAGUGGAAACGAUCGUAUCAGUAUUACAUCGAUGGCAAGGGAAUUACGAAUCCUUCUCGGAAAACAGCUCAGUUACUUCAUUUAGCAGGUAUGGAAGUACAAGAUAUUUACGAAGAUAUUCCAGAUCCUGGACCACUGAAUGCUAACGAGGAUAAUGAGUAUGUGGUGUGUCUGCGAAAGUUGGAUGCUCAUUUCCGAGCCGAGGACAAUGUACCGUACGAGCGUCAUGUCUUUCGUCAACUUACGCCGACAAAGGGAGAGACCGCCGAUAAGUUCAUGGUUCGUUUACGUAAACAAGCUCGUCAUUGUAAUUUUGGUCCAACUUUGGAAGAAAAUUUACGGGAUCAAUUGAUUGAAAAGUUGCCUAAUGUUGAGCUAAAGAAGAAGCUAUUGGAAGUCGUUAAUAUUACUCUGCAAGCAGCAAUGGAUAAAGUUCGAAAGUGGGAAGCCUCACACGAGCAGGCAGGUCAAAUGGUCAUGCCAAGCCAAGAACCUGGAGCAGGUACUCAUGCAGUUGAAGAACGUCCUGGGCGUGGAGACAAAGGGAAAAGCGUUUGUUUCAACUGUGGUAAAGAAGGUCAUUUUGCCCAAAGUACAAAUUGUCCCGCCCGAGGUCGCAAGUGCAGCAAGUGUGGUAAAUAUAGUCAUUAUGCCAGCUGUUGCAAAGGGGGAAGGAACUCGAAGCCUGGAAAACAAGGUAACAACCAACAACGGGGAGGCAGACAGCAGCGUCAUGGUAAGGGGAGACAGGCAAAUCAUGUUGAGGGUCAUUGUAACGAGUCAGGUGAGGAUGACAGUUUUGCUUUUACUAUAGAAGAACAGACAUGUGCUAUGUCAAAUUCCUCUGAACCCGUUAUCUCAGUGAAGAUUGGUGGAAUCAGCAGAGAUGUGUUGAUUGAUUCAGGUUCUGCAAGUAACCUCAUUAGUAAAGAUACACUGCAGGAACUUAAGUAUCAGGGGCUCAAGAUUGAAUUAAAACCUUGUCUGAAGAGAUUGUAUGCUUAUGGGGGUCGAGAGCUUAAAAUUGAGGGCCAGUUUCAGACAGAAGUUUCCGUACCCAAAGCAAAGGUUGUGGCAGAUUUCAUUGUUGUUGAAUCCGGGCGUUGUUUGCUGGGAUAUUCGUCCGCCACAGAUCUUGGAAUCCUUCGUGUGGAUCUCUCGGGAACUCUUGGGACAGGAGACUGUAACACUGUUGAUGGUACCUUCGUGGGAGGACUCAAAGCAAAAUACCCCAGUGUAUUCCAGGGAAUUGGAAAGCUUAAAGAUUAUCAGUUGAAGCUACACAUUGACCCCAGUGUAACUCCAGUCGUUCAAAAAAUGCGACGAGUACCUUUUUCUGUAAAGGAAAAAGUAACUGCCAAGGUUAACGAACUCCUUGAAAAGGACAUAAUUGAGAAAGUCGAGGGGCCUACGGUGUGGGUAAGCCCAGUCGUUGUUGCUCCUAAACCGUCCGGGGACAUAAGGUUGUGUGUCGACAUGCGGAGAGCCAACGAGGCCAUUAUUCGGGAAAGAUUGCCCAUACCAACCAUAGAUGAAGUCCUUGAAAGUCUUAAUGGGAGUGGUGUUUUCUCGAAGUUAGAUUUAAGGUGGGGUUUUCACCAAAUUGAGCUGGAUCCUGAUUCAAGGGAUAUCACUGCUUUUGCCACCCAUGAUGGUAUAUUCCGCUACAAACGUUUGAGUUUCGGUGUAAAUGCCGCACCAGAGAAGUACCAGCAUAUCAUCACCCAGUCAAUGGCAGGUCUACAAGGGGUGUCAAACAUAGCAGAUGAUCUUAUCGUUCAUGGUCGAGACACUGAAGAACAUGAUAAGAACUUACACAGUGUGUUGCAACGUCUUAGUGAGAAGCAGCUGACUUUGAAUGCUGAAAAAUGCACUUUCCGAAUGACUAAAGUGGUAUUCAUGGGUCUUUUGCUGAGUAAGCAUGGCAUCGGCCCAACGGAGGAAAAAGUCAGAGCAGUUGCAGAGGCAAGUCAGCCUCAGACACCCUCAGAAGUCCGUAGCUUCUUGGGGCUCGUUGGAUUCAGUGCCAAUUUUAUACCCGAUUUUGCUACCACUGCUGAUCCCCUCAGAAAACUUGCAAGAAAAGGGGAACCGUUCGUUUGGGGCAAGGAGCAGGAGCAGUCGUUUCAGAGAUUGAAGAGUCAAGUUGCAAGUGCACCAGUCCUAGCUUACUUCGAUAAGGACACACCCACCCGUGUUAUUGCUGAUGCAAGUCCUGUUGGACUUGGCGCCGUGCUGGUGCAAGAAAAGAAUGGGGAAAGCCGUGCCAUCUGUUAUGCUAGUCGUAGUUUGAGUCAAGUGGAGCGUCGUUAUAGUCAGACAGAAAAGGAAGUACUAGCCUUAGUCUGGGCUUGUGAACGCUUCCACCUCUACUUGUACGGGCUUCCACAGUUUGAUCUGGUGACAGACCAUGAAGCACUGAAAGUCAUCUAUUCCAGGAAGUCUAAACCUUCAGCCAGAAUAGAGCGCUGGGUUCUGCGUUUACAACCGUACAACUAUCAAGUUUGCUAUGUGCCUUCAAGAAAAAACAUCGCAGAUGCCCUUUCCCGACUGACGAAGAUACCGGCGUCAGACAAUUCCGCGGAAGAUGAUGGAUAUAUACGCGCGAUAGCUCUACAUGCUGUCCCCGCUGCAUUGAGAAUCAAAGAGAUUGAACAAGUCUCAGCACAAGACUCUGAGUUGCAAGCACUCAGAAAUUGUCUCAUCGAAGGGAAAUGGGACAAUGCCCCAAAGCAGUAUUUGCCAGUGCGCAAUGAGUUGACUUUUAUUGGCCAUGUAAUUCUCCGGGGGACAAGAAUUGUUAUACCCCAAGCACUUCGCAAGAGAGUCGUUAGUUUGGCACACGAGGGGCACCAAGGAGUCACAAAGACAAAGGAGAGACUUAGAACAAAAGUCUGGUGGCUUGCUAUGGAUCGUGAUGCCGAGAAAAGAUGUGCAGAGUGUUACGGGUGCCAGAUGGUUACAAAGAACGUUCCACCCCCACCAUUGAAGUCAACACCGUUACCCAACAAACCAUGGGAAGAAGUAGCUGUGGAUCUAAUGGGUCCGUUACCUUCUGGAGAACACUUGUUAGUUCUCGUUGAUUAUUACAGCCGGUGGAUAGAAGUUGAUGUUAUCCGAACAACUUCCAGCAAAACCAUCAUUCAUUGCUUGGAUGCCCAAUUUGCAAGACAUGGGUUGCCUAAAGGUCUGCGUACCGACAAUGGCUCAAAUCUUGUAUCCAAAGAAGUAGAAGAUUACCUGAAUGAAAUGGGGAUUGAACACCGUUACACAACACCUCUAUGGCCAAGAGCUAAUGGCGAGGUAGAGAGGCAAAACAGGUCGCUUCUUAAGUCCAUGAGAGCAGCCCAUGCAGAAGGACAGAAUUGGAGAGAGGAACUAAACAGGUUUCUUUUGGCGUACAGGUCCACGCCACAUUCAACCACAGGAAAGAGUCCCGCCGAGUUAUUGUUUAGGAGAAAGCUAACAACUAAAAUGCCUGAGCUAGUCAACGUUGAAGAGGAGGAGCUAGAAGUGAGCGACCAAGCCGUUCGUGAUCGGGACAAUCAGAGAAAGCAGUUUAACAAGGACUAUGUGGACAAGAAGUUCCAUGCCAGAGAUCGAAAUAAGAAAGAAGGAGACAGUGUUCUGCUUGAGAAGAAGAAAGAAAAUAAGCUGUCACCUUGCUAUGAGAAGGAACCAUAUCAGGUGAUAUCUCGUUAUGGGGACCAGGUGGUGUUGCGAUCGCCUCAAGGUGUCCAGUACAAACGCAGCCUUCAGCAUAUUAAGUCCUUUAAUAUGCCAGAUCCAGAAGAACAGGAAACGCCACAACAGGACGCUAAACCACGGACUGAACCUAAGUCAUUUGAGACGCCACCUGUGGCAGAGGAUCAAGUACCAAUGGCUGAAUCACCACCAGAAGAUGUACCUUCUACUGUACCUACAGCUGAGCCGCAUGUGAGAAGAUCCGGCAGAAUUACGAGCCGUCCAAAGGCUCUGAGUGACUACGUUCUGUACUAA
This is a messenger RNA of Pocillopora verrucosa, 4077 nucleotides long. The record is from RefSeq and is a predicted model, not a curated record. Lineage: Eukaryota; Metazoa; Cnidaria; Anthozoa; Scleractinia; Pocilloporidae.